Molecule: messenger RNA, 2818 nt
Organism: [Torrubiella] hemipterigena
Lineage: Eukaryota; Fungi; Ascomycota; Sordariomycetes; Hypocreales; Clavicipitaceae
Source: the annotation of a GenBank genome assembly
CCAGCAUCAGAGGCCACGUUCGCCCCACUUUGGCACAGGCUCGAAACUCGAAACUCCAAAAACGUCCGUGACAUUUUUGCAGAGCUGUCCUCGUCGACGCCGAGCCAACCCAAUCCCCCUUUCGCUGGACGAAUCAUCAUCACCGCCAUCGGCAAUAAGAUUGCUGAUACAACUAUACAGCACCAUAUCUUGUGUGCAUUGGCCGAGAGACUGCAGCGCGUUACUCUUCGUCCUGACUCGCGACCUCGGUUCCUGGCAUCGACCGAGCCCAACAGCAUCAUCAUGGUUGAGGCCGUCAGCAGCUCUGCGCUGCCCAAUGGCAAGAUCUCCGGACGCAGUAUGAAGCAGACCAAAGCUCAGCGAAGCUUUUUCAAACGCGCCUUUAGCUUUAUCGCUAGAAUAGCUACCUGGGCCACAAUCCUCACAAUCCUUUUCCGAUGCCCGCAAUCGCUCGAGGAAUGCGACGAAACAUCGCCAUAUAUUUGCAAGCACUACUUCAAAGCUAAAAGCAUUGUUGCUCCCCAUGCGCGCCCGUACUACGACAAGUAUGCCGCGCCGUAUGUCGAGAUUGCUCAGCCGUACUACGAGACCGUCCACACCAAUGUUCUUGUGCCGACACAGAAGCUGGCUACUCGAUAUGGUGCACCUUUGGUUGAACGGGGCCAGAACCUCGUAGCAACUCAGUGGGAGUUGAAUGGCCAGCCGCAUCUUACUCGUCUCCAAGUUAUCGCGAAGCUUCGACACGACCAGUUUGUCGCCCCCCAUCUCAAAAAGGCCAACGAAGCUCUGGGUCCUUAUAUAACAUCGGUCAAGGCGGGAACUGCCCACGCUCUGGAAGCCUAUGGUGUGCCGGCCUAUGAAUUUGUGACGCCAUACGCCGGCAUGACAUAUGGUGCCGCUCGCCACGUCACACUGACAACCGUGGUUCCAACCGCCAACUGGGCAUGGACUAGCACCAACAGCUUCCUUGAUACGGCAAUUUGGCCUCAGCUACGACUCGUGUACCAGGACAAUGUCGAACCCCAGCUUGUUCGGAUUGGGGAGCGCUUGGAACGAUAUCGGUCCAAGGCCAAGCUCAAAGUACUUCGGGAAAAGGCGUCCGCAAAGGAAGCUGAGACUAAAAUGACGCCUCCCAAGGUCCAGACGGCGUCUUCAUCUACCGAGCAGAAAACUACGACUGUUGAAGAGGUUGUCGAAACCACCGAGUCCCAAGAGCCGGAAGUGGACGAUGCCGUGGAAGUUGAAUCUGAGCCAGUUCAAGAGAGCCGCAGCAGCGAAUCAGACACGGAUACCGUUCACGAGGAGACCGAAACCAGCGUUGACGCGGCCGAGAACAAGAAGGGCGAGACUGACAGCCGUAAACAGACCCGUGAAAUGGUUGCGGCCGACCUUGAGCAGUGGCAGAACAAAUUUGCAGCACAGGCCGAAGAAGGAGCCGCAGACAUUGAAGACCGAGUUGACCACAUCUCGCGCAGCAUGAUUGACCAUAGCGCUGCGACGGACGGCCAGAAGCUGGUAAACAAUCUCGAAUCCACCGCCGAAAACGAGACGAAGCAUAUCAAGGAGGCCAUUGCUAGCAUGAUUGCUGGUGCUGAAGAUCGUACCGACGAGUCUCAAAUCGACGAAGCGUACGCCGUCAUCCGCGCUGCAGGUGUUGCUAUUAAGAAGAAGGCACAGGCUGUGCGAGCAUGGCGACAAGAGUACGACCAGGAGCUGCAAGGCACCGUCUUGGCCAUGGCUGAUGUUCACUUCCAAAUCCUCGAGGAGACACGCAGCCUGGCCCUGCAGCAGAUUGGCAUGAAGUGGGCUUGGACAGAGGGCAUUACCUACGAAGACUGGGCCAAGUACCACGAGCUUAAGGGCACCUUUAAUGAGUGGACUGAGGAGCUGAGACAACUCAUUGUCACCAACCCCAGCCUCUUGGAAGCCCAGGAGGCCGCUGCCAAGGUUGAGGACGAGGCCAUGGCCAUUGCUUCGGAUACCGCCAAGGAUCUACGUCGCCUCAAGGAUGUUGCGCAGUGGAAGAUUGCCAACCGCGAUUCUACGGACGAGUUCGAUUUGGACACGCUGGAGCGUCUCAAGCAGGAAGCCAUUGAGGCUGCCGAGGCCGCGCGCCUAGCAGCCGAAGCAGCAGCCGAAGCGGCCCGCAUAGCAGAAGAAGAAGAGGCAGCUCGUCUCGCUGAAGAAGCUGCUGCUGCUGCUGCCGCCGCCGCCCAACUAGCAGAAGAAGAAGCUACACGAGCAAAGGCAGAGGCCGCUGAGAAAGAAGCGGCGGAAGCAGCGGCCGCCGAAUCCGAGAGCGUCGCUGAGGAUGAUAAGGCUGAGGCUCAUUCCGAAGGCGAGGCUACCGCACACAUUGUCGAAAAGAUUGUGGAUCAAGAGACCCCCAUUGACGCGCCUAUCGGCGAGCACCCAGUCGAUGUCGUUGAGGUAGAAGAGGACGAUGCUGUUGCUGAAGAAAAGGCCACACAGGAAGACGAAGACAACACCCACGAGAAGAAGACUGUCACCGAGACCAGCCACGAAACAAUGACGAAGACGGUUUCUCUCGGCGUAAACGAGACUCCUGAUGUUGCCCAGCACGAGGAGCUGUAGCCGGGUAUGACGAGAUAAGAAAAAGAACGAGGCUGUACAGUGCAUACGUUUGUCCUUUUUUGUGUAUUUAGUUUGCAUGCUUUUUAUUCUGUUUUGUUUUUGGGCGUGUCUGGGACAACGCGGCGCAAAUGCAUGGCCGGUAGGAUGAAGAGGAUAAGAGGAGGAAGGGAAAAAACCGAUGUACGCAUAUACGCAUGUAACAAUGAUAUGAAUCUUUACUACG